GGGAAGGGGGAAUGGGGACCCGUUAUUUCCUGGGCACAGAGUUCAGUUUUGCAAGAUGAAAAGAGUUCUGGAGAUGGAUGGUGGUGAUGGCUAUACAACGAUUUGAACGUCCUAAAGCCACUGAACUGUGCACCUAACAACAGUCACUAUGCUGCUGCCAGUGUGGGCACCUGCUCUCUAAGGGAAAGGCCACUGCUCUCACUGGCUCCCAGCUGUGAUGUCUGGUCACUCCCCUUCCCUCCUGGAGCAGCCCCACCCAGGGUGCGAGCCCACCCAGUGGCCCUUGUGAAGUGGUGAUCACUCCGACCAGCAGGGGUGGAAGAUGGUACCAGUCAACCGUGAGCCGGAGGAGGAGCCCGAAGCCGCUGCCGAGAGAUGGAGGACCCCACGCCUGAGCCCGUCUACGUCGACGUGGACAAAGGACUGACCUUGGCCUGCUUCGUCUUCCUCUGCCUCUUCCUCGUCGUGAUGAUCAUUCGCUGCGCCAAGGUCAUCAUGGACCCUUACAGCGCCAUCCCCACAUCCACCUGGGAGGAGCAGCACCUGGAUGACUGAGGCGCCCGCGGGCGGGGGCCGCGGCGGGGGACCGAGACCCCAGCGCUCUCUGGACAGGGUUGCCCCAGGAUGUGCCUCUGUCCCCUGGCCACCAGCUUUCCAGCCCAUGGAGGCGAGAAAGGAUUUGGCCACCCGGGGGUGGAGAAGGUUCACCUUAGCCUUGCCUGCUCUCACAGAAGCAGCAGGGUGAGAUGCUCGGGAUGCUGUGGGUGUUGCAGUGGUGGGCCAGUCUGGGGAUGAGAGCGCUGGGCCGGGAGUCAGGAGGCCCGGAUUCCAGUCUGGGGAGUCACUGUGAGCCUAGGGGGCGGUCACCUUCCCUGGCUCGCGCACACCUUUUGGCAUCGGAUACGGGACAGUCACCCACCAUCAUAACAACAGUGGUCUCGUUUUGAGGAGACUCUUGCCCUUAACAUGCAAAGUAGCACACACACUAGCCCUGGAGGCUCCCAGCACAGACGUUCACCUGAGCCCCAGCCCCUUCCCAAUGGGCCAGCAAUAGAGCACGUGGUGACGUGGGAAAGGAGUUGGAAGGUGCAUCACCCCAAAUUCACAAAAGGCACAGGGGCUGCUUCCCAACAGUAUUUUUUGAAACUAAAAUAUAGAGGGGUAUAUUUUUCCUGUUAUAAAUGAAAUGUGUAUUUUGGAAGUUUGGGGAAAUACAGAAAAAAUAGAAGGAUGGGGGAAAAUAACACUUAUAAUCCCACUUCCCCAAAGCCGCCAUUUUGAUAUAUUUUCUCCCAGCAUUUUUUACUUUUUUUUUUUUUUUUUUUUUAAAGGUUGGUGGGAAUAGGAACUACUCAGAGCCAUGUGUGAUCUUUGGAAGUUGUUCUGCUCCUUUUUUUUUUUUUUUUUAAUUAAUUUUUUAUUUAUUUAUGGCUGUGUUGGGUCUUCGUUUCUGUGCUAGGGCUUUCUCUAGUUGUGGCAAGCGGGGGCCACUCCUCAUCGCGGUGCGCGGGCCUCUCACUAUCGUGGCCUCUCUCGCUGCGUAGCACAGGCUCCAGACGCGCAGGCUCAGUAAUUGUGGCUCACGGGCCCAGUUGCUCCGCGGCAUGUGGGAUCCUCCCAGACCAGGGCUCGAACCCGUGUCCCCUGCAUUGGCAGGCAGAUUCUCAACCACUGCACCACCAGGGAAGCCCCUACAUGUAUUUUUAAAUAGUCAAAAUCAUACUGUGUGCAUGAUGUUGUAUCACUUCAUAUUAGAGCAUGAACACUUUCUCAUUUCAUCGAGCACUCUUUAUAGCCAUCAUUUUUACUGGCUGCAGAGUAUUCCAUCAGGUGGAUAGGUCAUAGUUGCAUAAUUAUCUCCUUUAGUCUUACAUUUCUUUUUUUUUUUUUCACUAACUUUUCCUCAUGCAAAAUUAUUUCACCCAGUGACCUCUCGAGAGCACACAGUUAUGAGAUUACUAUCGGACAGGAAGACCUGGCUUCUAGUCCUGUCAGUCACUCUAAGGCUGUGUGACCUUGAGCAAGUCACUUCACCUCUCGGUGCCUCCAUUCCCUGAUUUUAAAAAGGGAAGGAAAAGCCUUGCCCUUUUUGUUUUGUGUAAACCUCAUGUGAAUGAAAGGACAGGAGUGGGAGUGCUUUGAAUGUAAACGUGCUGUGGGGGGAGACAAAGGAUAAGUUGUUGAUAAUGAUUCUUCUCCCUCUUUUCCCACCCUUCUGACCCCCUCCUACCCCAUCACCUACAUCUAAGGCCUUGCAGCAAGAAUAUUGGACCAGAGCCCACAGACCUGGUCCCAAGUCCCAAAUCCUCUACUUCCUUGCUGUAUGACCCCAAAUAAUUCAGCCUCUCUGAGCCCCAGUUUCCUCAUCUGUAAAAUGAGGGAAUAACAUCUACCUCACAAGGUUGUUGUGAGGAUGAAAUGAGAGAACAUGGGCAAACAUUGGUGUAUUUUCUUGAUUUUACCACACCAGGAGAAGCCAGGGGUCUGAGCUGGGAGGAAGAGAGGUCUGGCUUCCCCCCUCUUUGCAGAGCCUGGAACCCUGGGCUUUCCUCAGUUCCCAGGGCCACUUCUGAAAGGCCAAAUCUCCCAGCCAGGACCACUGGUCAGAGGAAUACUCACAGCAACCUCUCCCAGCACCUGACCUCAAGGGAUAUGGUGUCUAUUAAUUUACAUAAUUAUCAUUGUCAUCGGUAUUCCCACAAACAUAAUAUGAAGUUAAACUAGACCACCAGAACUCCCCCUCCUUCCGAAUGCAUUUAUUCCAUCCCUCUAAGGCACACCUGCCAUCCCCAUCAGAAGUGCCCUGCAGCUGUGAAGAAGCUCAAGGCUCCCUUCCCAUCACCUGCAUCCCAGCCAUGGGUCCCACUCCAUCCCAGGUCACCUGGGAAGUGGGCUUCCAAAGCACCAUCACCACUAGGUGAUCCCUGAAAGUGAACAAGGCCACAGCUGCUCAGACAGCUUCCAGGGCAUAUCCAGCUGUUCCUUCCUCCACACCCCCACUGUGUGGGAUGCACAAAGGGACAGCUGGCAAAGGCAGUGGACCAAGGUGCAUUGGAAGCUCUGUGUGAGGGGAGGAUCUAGAGCAAGGACCUUGUACAUUGCCUCAGGCCUAGCAGCAGCCUUCACUCUGCAGCCUACCUCAGAGAUACCAAGCACUUCUGUGAAAAGCUCAUCAGCAUGGAUUUACAAUGCAAAUCAGAACCAACGCCCAAUCAGUUAAUAACAGAUCCCAAGGAACAAGAAGAGGUCUUGAAGACCUCACUUGGAGAUACUUUAGAGCUCUCAGGAGUGAAAAACGGGUGCCUGAGGGCCGUGCUACUCAAACCAUGAUGCAGGACAAAUAGCAUCCGCAACACUGAGGGACUUGUUAGAAAUCCAAAAUCAUGGACCCCUACUCCAGACCUACAGAAUCAUAAUCUCUGGAGAUGGAGCCCAGGAAUCUCUUAGCAGGAUCUACCAAGCGAUUUGUAUGCAUGUUAAAGUAUGAGAAGCACUGCCCUGGGGAUCCUUUGGUCUCAAUUAUUUCUUUUCCACACCUAGAUUUGCUAAUAUUUCCCACUCUAUCUCUUGACUCUUUUUUUGGUGGCAAAGGGAAAUCAUAUUUCAGAAAAAGAUGGAAAAUUUCAAAAUCACUCCUAAUCCAAGCCUCCACAAAAUAGUGAUUUCUAUCGUGUGUCCAUGUGUUCCCUUCUAAUCCUUGCCCACGUGCAAGAUGUUUUUUUUCAUAAAAGCCUUUGGUUACAUCAUUUAAAUCAACAUCUCCUAACAUUUCAUCAUAAGCAUGUUUCUGCUACAGUCUUCCUAUUUAUCAUUUUACUGGCUAUAAACCAUGCCAUCUAGUGCAUGUACAUAGUUAUCCAGAGUCCUAUUAAUAAGUACUUGGAUUGCCUUCAUUUUCCCUAUUAUACAUGUUGCAAAAUAAAAAAAAAAAAAAAAGAAAGCUAAAGACAGAUAUGACGAACCCUGGGCUUGCUCAGGAUGGUGGAGAAUAAAUAUUUAAAUUACACCCCCUCCACCUCAGAGACACAUGGGGGAGGAAGAGCCAUCCAAACAUUUGAUCAUAUUAAGGGGAAAAACCAACUGAAAUUUCAAGCUUCUGUUGUUGCUUUAGCUGCUAAAGGAUGGAGGAGAUGGUCCUUUGUCAUCAGAGCAUCUUAGCCAGUUUCUAGCUAGCUGAGAUGAAGUUUGGGGUUUGGUAUGGAGAGGUAAACUGUCCAGCAAAAGAAAUGAAGAGAAUUUUUGAAGACUGGAAGCUGGCAGAGAGCAAAUGAAAAGCAUUUGUGGCAUUGGCCCUAAUCCAGGACUUAAGGCAAAAUAUGAUCAGAGAGAAACUCCCCGCUGCAGGGAAAGGGUGAUGGAUUUUCCAGACAGUGGUGUCUCGUGGCUUAUUUUACGUUGUUGCCUGUUCUGUGCUCUGCUACAGUCCCUCCAUGUUACUCCAAACCCUCAGUAAAGUCUGAUACACAAUCCACUUUGUGGUUGUGGUAUUUGGGGGCAAUAAAGACAUCUGGAAGGUGGUCAGUGUGAAGAAAUGUAAUCUGGAAAGGGAUAGUCAUCCCAGGGACAAGUGAGGUAGCAGAAAUAAGCAGAAGCAGGAAAUCAGAAAGCAACUAUACUCCAAUAAAAAUUAAUUUAAAAAAAAUCAGAAUGACGGUUGCUAGCAUAAAUGUGACCCCUGAGAAUGCUCAGAU
Eubalaena glacialis (North Atlantic right whale) is the source of this 4691-nucleotide messenger RNA. It is a transcript of the gene CTXND1, whose product is annotated as cortexin domain containing 1. The transcript has 3 exons. Lineage: Eukaryota; Metazoa; Chordata; Mammalia; Artiodactyla; Balaenidae. Bases 376 to 555 code for a protein of 59 amino acids. The record is from RefSeq and is a predicted model, not a curated record.